Molecule: messenger RNA, 297 nt
Organism: Grosmannia clavigera kw1407
Lineage: Eukaryota; Fungi; Ascomycota; Sordariomycetes; Ophiostomatales; Ophiostomataceae
Exons: 2
Coding region: 1-297 (98 amino acids)
Source: RefSeq, a predicted model, not a curated record
AUGGCGUCGGCGCGCGCGACCACGCCACAGAGCACACAUCCGGCUCCCACGACCGAAACCGGCAAUCCCGACCGGAAGCUAAUCAGAGGACCGCUCCAGCCAUCAGCCCACAACUCGCGGCCGUCUUCCUACACUCAAUCGCCCAGGCCGAUUAAUGAAAUCAUGUUCGAUCGGCAAAGGCCCGGCCCAGAAGCGGCCGUGAUGGAGAUAUGUUCCACUACGUUGCCACAGCCAUUUGUCAAUCCCGACGCCCCUCUCACCCACGGAUCCACGGCCACCCCCUCCCCGGCCCAAUGA